AUGACAGUACUGGUAAAAGCCUUACGUAAAUCAAAGGACAAACUCUUUGGAAAUAAAUUUAGAAAAUUACUCGCUAAGGACAGCAAGGAUAACAGAGAAUUGUCCGAACUUCUUCCAACAAGAAAACGUUUUACAUCUGACAAAUAUGCAUCUGAUAAGAAAGACUUUUUCAGAUCUGGUGACAAAUCUCAGCAGUUUUUUUCGGACAGGGCCCUCGAAAAACAGAUUCCAGUUUGGGGGCCAAAAUUACAGAGGGCAGUUCAGCCAGAGAGGGAGGGGCUACAGAGGAGCCCCCAGAUCUGCAACAAUUACAAGAAAAACAGAGAAACAGUAAAUCAGAAGAAUCUGAUGGAUGAUGCCAGUUGGUCUCUGCGGGAUCCUGUUUUAUGUAUAUUAUCCUGAUUAAAU
Magallana angulata is the source of this 408-nucleotide messenger RNA. RefSeq lists its product as uncharacterized. The record is from RefSeq and is a predicted model, not a curated record. NCBI's taxonomy places the organism in Eukaryota, Metazoa, Mollusca, Bivalvia, Ostreida, Ostreidae. The coding region runs from base 1 to 402 and encodes 133 amino acids. The transcript is spliced from 2 exons.